AUGCCUACUGUGGAUCAAAGGCUAAAGCUCCUCGGGCUGAUCAUCGUCGUCUUGGCUCAUUGCCGCGGUAGAUUUCCUCGCUUCUUUUCUCCUUUUUUGUCGGCACUCGAUCCUCUCGCUCACUCCCUUGUUGUUCUCCGAUUCACCUCUCCACUCUCUCGCUCCCUUCCGUCACACCGUACCUUACCUUUCUCCCCCCUCCCUCCGCUCAGCAGCACAGCAGCGGGCGAGCGAGCAGUGCGGCGCCUGCGGCUGUCCAAGGCUCUAACGCUGCCGGACACCACUACAGUGGCGGACGCGUGUCGGCGAAUGGCUAACCGCCGCGUGGACGCCUGCCUGCUCACCGACUCCAGCGCGCUGCUCUGUGGCAUCAUGACGGAUCGGGACCUAGCAUUGAAGUGUGUGGGAGAGGGCCUGGAUGUGAACAGCACGCUGGCGUCAGCCGUUAUGACCAAGAACCCCACCUUCGUCACCAUUGACUCCUCUGCUGUCGAUAAACGCACUGCAACGCAUGGUGCAGG
Molecule: messenger RNA, 521 nt
Organism: Closterium sp. Yama58-4
Lineage: Eukaryota; Viridiplantae; Streptophyta; Zygnematophyceae; Desmidiales; Closteriaceae
Source: the annotation of a GenBank genome assembly